This is a messenger RNA of Chionomys nivalis (European snow vole), 1767 nucleotides long. It is a transcript of the gene Ccin, whose product is annotated as calicin. Gene Ontology annotation, molecular function: protein binding. The record is from RefSeq and is a predicted model, not a curated record. Bases 1 to 1767 code for a protein of 588 amino acids. NCBI's taxonomy places the organism in Eukaryota, Metazoa, Chordata, Mammalia, Rodentia, Cricetidae. The transcript has a single exon.
AUGAAAUUGGAAUUCACAGAGAAAAACUACAACAGCUUUGUGCUGCAGAACUUGAACAAACAGAGGAAGCGCAAAGAGUACUGGGACAUGGCCCUGACUGUGGACCACCACGUCUUCUUCGCACAUCGCAACGUGCUGGCUGCUGUCUCUCCGCUGGUGAAAAGUCUCGUCUCCAGCAAUGACAUGAAGACCACCGACGAGCUCUUCAUCACCAUUGACCCCAACUACCUGAGUCCAGGCACGGUGGACCAGCUCCUGGACUACUUCUACAGCGGCAAAGUGGUGAUCUCAGAGCAGAAUGUGGAGGAGCUGCUUCGGGGCGCUCAGUAUUUCAACACCCCCCGCCUCCGCAUUCACUGCAACGACUUCCUUAUUAAGUCCAUUCGACGUGCCAACUGCUUGCGCUACCUCUUCUUGGCUGAGCUGUUCGAGCUCAAAGAAGUGUCAGACUUGGCCUACUCGGGCAUUCGUGACAACUUCCACUUCUGGGCCAGCCCUGAGGGUUCUAUGCACUUCAUGCGCUGCCCACCCGUCAUCUUUGGCCGCCUGCUCCGUGAUGAAAACCUUCACGUGCUCAACGAGGACCAGGCUCUCAGUGCCCUCAUCAAUUGGGUGUACUUCCGUAAGGAGGAACGGGAAAAAUACUUCAAGAAAUUCUUCAAUUACAUCAAUCUCAAUGCCGUCUCCAACAAGACAUUGAUGUUUGCCAGCAAUAAACUGACGGGUUUGGAGAACAACUCCGCCCACGCGACCUUGAUCGAGAGCGUCCUAAUGGACCGCAAGCAGGAGCGGCCAUGCAGCCUGCUGACCUAUCAGCGGAAAGGAGCCCUGCUUGACUCAGUGGUCAUUCUUGGUGGCCAGAAGGCCCAGGGCAAGUUCAACGAUGGAGUGUUUGCGUAUAUCAUCCAGGAGAACUUGUGGCUGAAGCUCUCAGAGAUGCCCUACCGCGCCGCGGCGCUGAGCGCAACUGCUGCUGGCCGUUACAUCUACAUCUCGGGUGGCACCACUGAGCAGAUUUCAGGACUAAAGACGGCAUGGCGCUAUGACAUGGAUGAUAACUCCUGGACCAAGCUGCCUGACCUACCCAUUGGGCUUGUCUUCCACACCAUGGUGACCUGUGGGGGAACAGUGUACUCAGUGGGUGGAAGCAUUGCCCCCCGCAGGUAUGUCUCCAACAUCUAUCGCUACGAUGAGCGAAAGGAAGCCUGGUGCCUGGCAGGGAAGAUGAGCAUCCCUAUGGAUGGUACAGCAGUGAUCACCAAGGGUGACCGGAACCUGUACAUUGUCACUGGCCGAUGCCUGGUGAAGGGCUACAUCUCCCGGGUGGGUGUAGUGGACUGCUUUGACACCAACACAGGGGAAGUGGUCCAGUGUAUCACUUUCCCCAUUGAAUUCAACCACCGGCCUCUGCUCUCUUUCCAUCAAGACAACAUCCUCCGUGUGCACAGCCACCGGCAGAGCGUGGAAAUCAACUUACAAAAGAUAAAGGCCAACAAGUCAACCACCUCAGUGCCUCUGUUGCCCAACAACUGUCCCUUGGAUGUGUCCCACGCCAUCUGCUCCAUUGGAGACAACAAGGUAUUUGUGUGUGGGGGUGUCACCACGGCCAGCGACGUCCAGACAAAGGACUACACCAUCAAUCCUAAUGCUUACUUGCUGGACCAAAAGUUAGGAGAAUGGAAGACCCUCGCCUCCCCGCCUGAGGCACUGGACUGUCCCGCCUGCUGUCUAGCCAAGCUACCUUGCAAGAUUCUUCAAAGAAUUUAA